UCCCCCGCCCGUUCCCUCCUCCCUCGGCGGGUGUGCUCCGAGCGGCCUCGCCUCACCGCCUAGCGCCCCCCUCAGCCGUUGCCGCCGCCGCCGGCCAUGUCCCCCGGCCGCCGCCGCCGCCGCCCGAGCGCGGCGCUCCCGCGGCCCGGCGCGCACUGAGCGCGGGCCCGAGCUGCCGUUCGCCCGCCCCGGGCCCUUGUUCUCCGCGCCGCCGCCGCCGCCGCCGCCAUGUUUGGUUUGGAGCCGCAGCGGAGCCGCCGCCGCCGCCGCGGCUGACGAGGCCGAGCGCGGAGCCCGGCCCGCGCCGGGGCCCAGGGAGCGGCGCCGGUCGGAGUCCCGUCGGAGCCCGAGUGCCCGUCCGCCGUGCGAGCGAGCCGCCGGGCCCCCGGCCGCGCCCUCUGCCGCCGGCCGAGCGAGCCGCGGAACCCCGAGAGAGGCAGCACCAUGGCGGAGCAGACCUAUUCGUGGGCCUAUUCCCUGGUGGAUUCCAGUCAAGUGUCGACAUUUCUGAUAUCCAUUCUUCUGAUAGUCUAUGGUAGUUUCAGGUCUCUUAAUAUGGACUUUGAAAACCAAGAUAAGGAGAAAGACAGUAGUAGCUCUUCCGGGCCUUUCAAUGGCAACAGCACCAAUAACAGUAUCCAGACCAUUGACUCCACCCAAGCUCUGUUCCUGCCCAUUGGAGCGUCCGUCUCUCUCCUAGUAAUGUUCUUCUUCUUUGACUCAGUUCAAGUAGUUUUCACAAUAUGUACAGCAGUUCUUGCAACAAUAGCUUUUGCUUUUCUUCUUCUCCCGAUGUGCCAGUAUUUAACAAGACCCUGUUCACCUCAGAACAAGAUUUCCUUUGGUUGCUGUGGGCGUUUCACUGCUGCUGAGUUACUGUCAUUCUCUCUGUCUGUCAUGCUUGUCCUCAUCUGGGUUCUCACUGGCCACUGGCUUCUUAUGGAUGCUCUGGCCAUGGGUCUCUGUGUUGCCAUGAUCGCCUUCGUCCGCCUGCCAAGCCUCAAGGUCUCCUGCCUGCUUCUCUCAGGGCUUCUCAUCUACGAUGUCUUCUGGGUAUUUUUCUCAGCCUACAUCUUCAACAGCAAUGUCAUGGUGAAAGUGGCCACACAGCCUGCUGACAAUCCCCUUGAUGUCCUAUCUCGGAAACUCCACCUGGGUCCCAAUGUUGGGCGUGAUGUUCCUCGCCUGUCUUUGCCUGGAAAAUUGGUCUUCCCAAGCUCCACUGGCAGUCACUUUUCCAUGUUGGGCAUCGGGGACAUUGUGAUGCCUGGACUCCUGUUAUGCUUCGUUCUUCGCUAUGACAACUACAAGAAACAAGCCAGUGGCGACUCGUGCGGUGCCCCCGGUCCGGCUAAUAUCUCUGGGCGCAUGCAGAAGGUCUCCUACUUCCACUGCACCCUCAUCGGGUACUUCGUAGGACUGCUCACUGCAACUGUGGCGUCUCGAAUCCACCGAGCCGCCCAACCUGCCCUCCUCUACUUGGUGCCAUUUACCUUAUUGCCACUCCUCACAAUGGCCUACUUAAAGGGUGACUUAAGAAGGAUGUGGUCUGAGCCGUUCCACUCCAAGUCCAGCAGCUCCCGGUUCCUGGAAGUAUGAUGGAUCACGUGGGGAGUGACCAGGAUGUUAUCAUCGCCCUAUCUCUCACCUCGCAGUUUUGUUUCCUCUAAAAGCUGGCCUGGUACUCAGAGGAGCUGCAGCGUGACUGGGAUUUGCUUCUGAAGGGAGUGCCGGAGGGUGCUGGGGCCUGCAAGCCCUUGGCUUCCUGCACGCUAGGAGAGUGGACCUUCCAGAAGUGACUGCUCUCCCCGGCACUCCCUCCCCAGGUUUUAUGGAUCUGCACCAGACUGUUUCCUUGCGGGGAGCGGCAGAGCUGACUUAUUUAACAACUCCAGACAGCAAGGACUUGCUCUAGAACGUUGAACACUAAAGGGAUGGAAAAAAUAGCAAACAGAAGUUUCCUCAGUGAACCCUCCAAAACUUUGGGACCAGUUUCCUAUGGGGACUCCAUUUCAGAGACCUGGGACAGAAGUUCUGUCCUUCUAUUCUUUUUUUUUUUCCUUUUGGAUUUAUUAAAUAUUUUCUGUGGUGUGAAGUGA
Molecule: messenger RNA, 2099 nt
Organism: Chionomys nivalis (European snow vole)
Lineage: Eukaryota; Metazoa; Chordata; Mammalia; Rodentia; Cricetidae
Gene: Sppl3
Product: signal peptide peptidase like 3
Exons: 11
Coding region: 445-1599 (384 amino acids)
Biological process (GO): membrane protein proteolysis
Cellular component (GO): lumenal side of endoplasmic reticulum membrane; Golgi-associated vesicle membrane; cytoplasmic side of endoplasmic reticulum membrane
Molecular function (GO): aspartic endopeptidase activity, intramembrane cleaving
Source: RefSeq, a predicted model, not a curated record